CGAAGUGUUAUGUUUUUUACUACUAGAAGCCACAAAAUUAAGCUUAGCUCAAUCGUAAUCCAAAGCCAUGAAAUACAAUGAGAUAUCUCACUUCAGCCACCCCCAACACAAGCUCAAGUUUGAGUACUCAGAAAUCCCGUUCAAGUGUGAUGGUUGCAAGGAGGUCGGCAUAGGCUCGCGCUACAAGUGCGCGACGUGUGACUUCGACCUCCAUAUGCACUGUGCCAUACCUACCCCUUCCAUCUUCCACCCUUUCUAUACCAAGUGCUCCUUCCAGUUCCUCUCGAGGUCACCCGGAGACAACCCUCGCUUUUGCAAUGCGUGUGAGAAGGAUAUAACCGGGUUCGUGUACCAUUGCAAGUCAUGUGGGUUCGACCUUCACCCAUGUUGCGCAAAGCUCCCCAUGGUGCUGGACGACGGGGAGGUCAAGCUCUAUCUGUAUAGAAAAGUGAGUAGCUCUUGCCAUAGGUGCGGGCGUAAAGGACGGAGUUGGAGCUAUAGGUCAAAAUGUAAGAAAUAUAAUUUGCAUGUGGCGUGUGUGAAGGAAAUGCUUGUGGAAACUUGGCAUGAGUUUUUAGGGUCGCAUGGGAAUAAAGGUACUAGCAGUAGAAAAUUGGAGAUGACUAGAAUUCCUAGCCUUAAGAAUACACUUCAGAAUCAUCACCGUAGGAGCAAAGGUAAGGUGAAGAAGUGUUGUGAGAUAGCUGGAUUGGCUGUGCAAUUUGUGAUAUCAGCAGUAUUAGGCGAUCCAACGACUCUGAUUGCUGGGGUUAUUGGGAAUUUCAUGUCACGAGCUUGAUGUGUGGUUGAUGAUGGGGUAUUUGGCUUCUGGUGUUAUAUGAUGGUUGCAACCGUUGUAGUGUCAAUAAAUUAAUUACCUAACAGCCAAGGGCGAAAUCUGUAAAUAGCCCUACUUUGUAUUUUAUUUUAAUAAAACUUGUAAUUUACAGAUGA
Pyrus x bretschneideri (Chinese white pear) is the source of this 954-nucleotide messenger RNA. RefSeq lists its product as uncharacterized. Lineage: Eukaryota; Viridiplantae; Streptophyta; Magnoliopsida; Rosales; Rosaceae. The transcript has a single exon. The coding region runs from base 68 to 799 and encodes 243 amino acids. The record is from RefSeq and is a predicted model, not a curated record.